CAUAAACACUACAGAACAUAAACACUACAGAACAUAAACACUACAGAACACAAACACUACAGAACACAAACACUACAGAACAUAAACACUACAGAACAUAAACACCAGCUAUGCUAAUAUGACACAUAUUUAGUGACAAUUAAAACUUAAUUCCACUUAAUUUCCACAGUAUUUGAUCAGCCAUGGCGGUCAGUGACAUGGGGGGAGAGUGAAAAAAGUGAGAUGCUGAAAAAACUGAAAGAAUUCCAGCCAGGAACUGCAGAAGUCCGAGAGCUGAAGAUUCUACUUCACGGCCCGGUCGGAGCAGGAAAGUCCAGCUUUAUUAAUUCAGUCAACACCGUCCUCCAGGGACACAACACCACCAGUGCGCCGGCAAAUUCAGCAGCUGGGAAAAGCUUCACUAAAGAGUUUAAAUUUCACAGGCUGAAGAAAAACAGGCCUGGAUCUUUCUAUCCGUUUGUCUUUCUCGAUAUCAUGGGUGUGGAAUCCGAUGCGUCAUCAGGAGUGCACAGUGAUGACAUCAUCAAAAUAUUACAUGGUCAUGUAAGAAGCAACUACGCUUUCAAUCCUUUUAAAUCAAUCCUUAAAGAUGACCCAAAGUACCACAGUAACCCCAGUCUGAAGGACAAAGUGCACUGUGUGGUGAGUGUCGUACCAGGGGACAGAAUCUCCCUCAUGACUGAGGACGUCAUCCAGAAGAUGAGAGCUGUUCGUGAGAAAGCUCGUGAGUUAGGGAUUCCUGAGGUCAUCAUUAUGUCCCAUGUUGACCGAGCAUGUGUGCUAGUUAAAGAGAACCUGAGUGGGAUCUACACCAGCAGAAAAAUUAAAGAGAAGAUGGAAGAGUGCAGUCAUAAACUCGGAGUCCCAAUGAACUGCAUCUUUCCUGUGCAGAACUACUAUGAGCAGGUCUCCAACGACUUGAACAUGGAUCUUCUGAUUCUCAUGGCCAUGACCGACAUCAUCAGCUUUGCCAAUGACUAUGUUGAAGCCCAGGUUUAUAACACCGAUCAGUACGUUGAAGAUCAGGCUUAUAAUGAAUAAUUUAGACUUGUUCACUUUCCCACAGAGUAGCAACAUGGAAUAGUUUUAUAGUUUAAUAGGACAGGAAUGUGGUAGAAACUAUUACAACAUCUUUUAACUUAACACUAAUCUUUUGCUUCUUGUAUUCUAGGGUUAAUUAGGGUUAUUAAUUAUUAGGGACAGUAAUCUGGAGUCAGCUUUACUCUAAUUUUCAGACAUUAUGUGUCUUUACAUACAUUGAUUGGGACAUAAUUAGAGGUGGAUUAUGACGUAGUUUCGGGGUUCACGUUACACUUCACUAGAACGUUCCUUACUGCACUUUUCAGAACUGAUAGGAACUUUAAACCUAAAUCUCUCAGUAGUUCACAGCUUCCACUCAGUGACACUAUGCUGUAGAUGGCGUGAGCUGUAGGACAAUUAACUAAACUGAAGCCAAAAUAUGAGGCCCCCUAGUGGCUGGCUGCAGUACAAUAUUUUAACCCUGCAUAUUACUACACUAGUCAACAGGAUUUGAACUUCAGUUGGCUAUCAAAUCUCCCCUAGUAGCUUUCACUGUGACAAAUGGAUUUGUUUUGGGAAGUCAAACCUCAUAAACAUGAAUGAUGGAUAAUGACAGCUAGCACCGGGCGAGCUCUGUUUAUUCAGUGUGUGUCCCUGCUUCUGUUUGUAAUUAUUGUUAAGUUUAGUGUAAAAAUGCUUCUGUAUAUUUACUGAUCAGUACACGACAUAAAGUACAACAAGAAAAACACAGCGUGGUUUCGAAUGAUGGCUCUUUAUAGCUCUUAGGUGUGGGAACUUAUCUGUCUCUACACUUUAAUAAUCUGAUUUAUGACUUGAAUGGAUUUUAAUCUGGAUAUUUGAAUAUUCUCUGUAUAUUUAUCUUCACACACAUCUCUGUAAACUCACUUUAACACGUGUGCUGCUUUAGUCAGUCAGUAAGAAACCUGAGAAAGAAUAAAAUGUCCGUCUGUCUGUGUUUCUGA
Molecule: messenger RNA, 2003 nt
Organism: Tachysurus fulvidraco (yellow catfish)
Lineage: Eukaryota; Metazoa; Chordata; Actinopteri; Siluriformes; Bagridae
Product: interferon-induced protein 44-like
Exons: 6
Coding region: 223-1041 (272 amino acids)
Source: RefSeq, a predicted model, not a curated record